GACUGGGCUUGACUGUCAUAAGAUGUAUUCCGUUUCUUGCUCUUUAGUUCUUGGUUUGCUUUUACAAGUGAUUUUUUCAGAAGCUUUUAUUCCAAGUUCGUUAAAUUCUAAAGAAUCCUUGAUCAAAAAACAAAGCAGAAGCGAAGCCCAAAGCUACGAGCAAUUUGGUUGUUACAAUGACACUGCACAUAAAGUAUUGACGGUUUUUCUUGGAGAGGUUUCAACAGCACCAGGCCCACUAAGAGCAUGCGCUAGUAUCGUCAAAGAAAGGCAAUACAAAGUGUUUGGUGUUCAGAAUGGAAAAGGAUGCUGGUCUGGUUCAGCGUCUCCCGAAGUAUUUUAUGCGAUAAAAAGAGCUUCCCAUUGUAAUGUUACGCAUGGUGGAUUGUUCUUCGUUGAUGUCUAUGUCUUCAGUGACGUUAAUGUGCCCUGUCCUGUUGGUACAAGGCGAGAUCUGAACCCAUAUUGCAAAACGAAACGAGACCAGGACCUCGAGAAGAACAAGCUAAACUACAAACUGGGUCCAACAUUUCUCAACCUCUUCCCAUCAUUAAACGUGACGAUAGCACAGCUGAAAGACAUCUACAAGAACGAUUCAGUCAAUGCUGAAUGGUUGACCGUUUAUGAACAGAUUUCACGACGAAAUCUAUUCCUUUUGUAUGCUUUCUUUAAUCAGACAAAGAACCAGCCCGAGUUUGCAGCAAUUGAUGAUUACAAGAAUGUGUUGAAGUUCUUCAUAGAGUCUCAGUAUUCGCCGAAACUCAUGCCCAAGGAGUAUCGUAAGUUCUUCAAGUUCUAUUUUUUGGAGUCAGACGAACCUUUUGAAAGGUUGACGAGAUUAUGUAACUGGAGAGAAGACAGUAUAUUUACAGACCAACGCCUUGCUGGUGGUAACCCCAUGUCAAUCCAAAGGGUUACUAUAGGUAUGAAAG
Molecule: messenger RNA, 932 nt
Organism: Actinia tenebrosa (Australian red waratah sea anemone)
Lineage: Eukaryota; Metazoa; Cnidaria; Anthozoa; Actiniaria; Actiniidae
Biological process (GO): lipid oxidation
Molecular function (GO): oxidoreductase activity, acting on single donors with incorporation of molecular oxygen, incorporation of two atoms of oxygen; metal ion binding
Source: RefSeq, a predicted model, not a curated record